GGCGCCAAUAAGGAUUAUAAAGAAGGAAGGGUAUGGCGCGAACUUUAACGAUGCUUCUCGAGCAAAACUCAGCUGUGGCGCCUCGGCAAUGUGGGUUUCGCACACUUGACAUUUUUGCUACGACAAAUCGCUACGAACCGAACAGGAUUUUAACCGGAAAAGAUUAAAGUCGACCAGGUGUAAAAUGGAAAAUUUCAAUGAGGAAGCUUUUGAUGUGUGUAUAGUUACAGUCACUUAACAUUAUAAUUCCAAUGGCUACUAGUAUAGCCGCUGGAAGUGGCAAACUGAAUUUUAAAGAGAGGGUCUGCUGGGGACAAGGUUGCAGACAAACUUCUUGGGUCUCUGGUGUGGCCUUUCAGAGAUUUGAACUGAAGGAGCUUUCAUGGUCAAGUAGGGUGUACAAGCUCUUGCAAGUCCAGAGAUGCAACCCAUCCUCUUCUCCAAUUAUUGCAAAUUCAAAGUCCCUUAGAACAGUCACUGCAUCUUACCUGAGAGAUGGUUCCACAAAGUAUUUUGAUUUUUCUGUGAUUGGUAGCGGAGUUGCUGGCCUUCGCUAUGCUCUUGAAGUUGCAAAACAUGGAACUGUUGCAGUGAUUACCAAGGCUGAGCCUCAUGAAAGCAACACAAACUAUGCCCAGGGUGGUGUAAGUGCUGUAUUGUGCCCUUCAGAUUCAGUGGAGAAUCACAUGCAGGAUACAAUUGUAGCUGGGGCUUAUCUAUGCGAUGAGGAGACUGUUAGAGUCGUGUGUACUGAAGGACCUGAUAGAAUUCGAGAAUUGAUUGCUAUGCGUGCAUCAUUCGAUCACGGGGAGGAUGGAAACUUGCAUCUUGCAAGGGAAGGGGGUCACUCACAUCACAGAAUAGUUCACGCUGCCGAUAUGACAGGGAGGGAAAUUGAGAGGGCACUUUUGGAAGCAGUUGUCGAUGAUCCUAAUAUAUUUAUGUUUCAACACCAUUUUGCAAUAGAUUUGCUGACUUCUGAGGUUUGCUUUGAUGGUUCUGACACAUUUUGUCAUGGUGUUGACACUUUGAAUUCUGAAACACAGGAGAUCGUACGGUUUAUUUCAAAGGUGAUUUUGCUUGCAUCAGGUGGGGCUGGACAUAUCUAUCCAACAACUACAAAUCCUCCGGUAGCCACUGGUGAUGGAAUGGCAAUGGCCCAUCGAGCCCAAGCUGUGAUUUCCAACAUGGAAUUUGUUCAGUUCCACCCAACUGCCUUGGCCGAUGAAGGCCUUCCCAUCACACCAACCAAGACCCGGGAAAAUGCUUUUUUGAUCACUGAAGCUGUCAGAGGUGAUGGAGGAUUACUCUACAAUCUAGGCAUGGAAAGAUUCAUGCUGCUCUACGAUGAGAGGGCAGAGCUUGCUCCUAGGGAUGUGGUAGCUAGAAGUAUUGAUGAUCAACUCAAGAAACGCAACGAGAAAUAUGUGCUACUUGAUAUAAGCCACAAACCUAGAGAAAAAGUUCUCUCUCACUUCCCCAACAUAGCUUCUGAGUGCCUAAAAUAUGGCCUAGAUAUAAGCCGUCAACCAAUUCCAGUGGUUCCUGCUGCUCAUUACAUGUGUGGAGGAGUUCGUGCAGGGCUACAAGGUGAGACAAAUGUUCACGGUUUAUACGUGGCUGGUGAGGUUGCUUGCACAGGUUUGCAUGGAGCUAACCGACUUGCUAGCAACUCAUUGCUUGAGGCACUAGUUUUUGCUCGAAGAUCUGUGCAGCCUUCAAUAGAUCACAUGAAGAGCUCUAAAAUUGACCAUAGUAGUGCUUCAGAUUGGUGGGGUCGACCAGUUGUGCCCAUGUCACUUGGAAGAGAUAUAUUGGGUGAAAUUGUGAGGAGAACGAGGCAGGUGAGGAAGGAAUUGCAAUCAAUUAUGUGGGAAUACGUUGGCAUUGUUCGAUCAACGACAAGGCUAAAAACUGCAGAGCAGAAGAUUGGGGAGUUGGAGUUGAGUUGGGAGGCGUACAUGUUUCAGCGAGGUUGGGAACCGACUAUGGUAGGAAUUGAAGCUUGUGAAAUGAGAAAUCUGUUUUGUUGUGCAAAGCUUGUGGUUAGUAGUGCCCUAGCUAGGCAUGAAAGUCGUGGGCUUCAUUACACGAUUGAUUUCCCCAAUGUUGAGGAAAGCAUGAGGUUGCCGACUAUCAUCUUCCCUUGUUCGCCUUUGAAUAGCACAUGGAGUUCACGGCAACUUCACAAACAACACACAUUAUUAUAGUCUUUGCCAGUGUGUAUACACAGGAUUUAACUCAGCAUGUAAUUUGAUUUUUCAAUUUUACUUCCCCCCCUCCCGAUGAUUCU
Messenger RNA from Camellia sinensis, 2293 nucleotides. Lineage: Eukaryota; Viridiplantae; Streptophyta; Magnoliopsida; Ericales; Theaceae. The record is from RefSeq and is a predicted model, not a curated record.